UUCCUGUUGUAUACUCUUGGUCAGCGGCAUACCCAUGAAAACAAAAUGGCGGACGAGUCGAAGAAACUUGAAGAAGCAAAAGGAGAGAUUUCCAAGGCUUUACCCUUCAGUAACAACGACAAAGACAUCAUAGACAGGCAUAUUAAUGUUUCUUCUGUUAAGACAGAUUCUCUUGAUAAGCUGAAGGAUAUAUAUGAAAUAGAAAAGACCGUUGAAAUCAUCUCGAAACACAACUACGAAAACGUUGCUUUGCAGUUCCCAGAUUCACUCCUGUCAGACUCAUCAUCAGUCGCCUCCUUACUGGAAAAACAAACAAAUGCCAGGAUAUAUGUAUUAGCUGAUACAUCUUAUGGAAG
Molecule: messenger RNA, 356 nt
Organism: Actinia tenebrosa (Australian red waratah sea anemone)
Lineage: Eukaryota; Metazoa; Cnidaria; Anthozoa; Actiniaria; Actiniidae
Product: 2-(3-amino-3-carboxypropyl)histidine synthase subunit 2
Biological process (GO): protein histidyl modification to diphthamide
Molecular function (GO): 2-(3-amino-3-carboxypropyl)histidine synthase activity
Source: RefSeq, a predicted model, not a curated record